This is a messenger RNA of Sabethes cyaneus, 540 nucleotides long. Its product is annotated as N66 matrix protein-like. NCBI's taxonomy places the organism in Eukaryota, Metazoa, Arthropoda, Insecta, Diptera, Culicidae. The record is from RefSeq and is a predicted model, not a curated record. The coding region runs from base 1 to 540 and encodes 179 amino acids. The transcript has a single exon.
AUGGGCAGUGGCAACAAUGGCAGCGGUAACGGACACGGUGGUACCAAUGGCGGUAACAACAACAACAACAACAACAACGGCAACAACGGAGGUGGCAACAGUGGGAAUGGCGGUAAUACGACACAGGUCACUAGUGGAAACGAACGCGGAACCGAUGUAGAUUAUGACGAUGGGCACCAUCGAAUGGUUCCGAUAUACACUGCCAGCAUGAUGAGGACGGCGGCGGGUGGCACCGGUGGUGGAGGUGGCGGCUAUGUCAUCGACUACGGUGCUGGUACUGCACAUGACAACAGUACCUUUGGACACUAUACGACCGUGGCGACCAGAGCGGCCGUCACCUAUAUGGCGACCAAUCCGACGGCGGUCAUUCACUAUCAACCGGACGGAGGUCGGAAAUUCAAAUCGAAAGGCAAGCAACAGCAGGAGACCGUCGCAAUCUGCGACGACAACGAUGACGACGACGACGACAACAAUGGCGACAGUGAGAAACUGGGCUACAAUAAUAUAUUUGCAUCACUGCUGAGAACUACUACACUUUAA